Cylindrotheca closterium is the source of this 492-nucleotide messenger RNA. The record is from the annotation of a GenBank genome assembly. Lineage: Eukaryota; Bacillariophyta; Bacillariophyceae; Bacillariales; Bacillariaceae.
AUGAUCCUACCCGCAGAGGAAGAUGGAUGUUACUUUGUGGUGGCCCGUCAGCGCUAUCUUCCCCUUGCGAUGAAUGUGCUCGACAACCUGCCGUCUUUUCUUCAGUUCCACCUUGGCGAGUCGUCGUUCCUUAAUUUCAUCCAAGUUAUCAAGAACUGGUCAGCUACCGACCUCGCCUACCAGAAUCGAAAGCUUCAUGUUGAAUGGGUCCCUUCAGAGCUUCGCUCCCGCUGUAUUGAGGACCCUACCAACGAUCAAGGUCCUCAAGUCCGCGACUCCAUGGACUUCCUUCUCUGCAUGGAAGACCCCGUGGAGAUUCUUGAGGGCACCCACAUCGGCAUCCACGCCAAACAUGUUUGGGACGUGGACGAUGGCUUUUCCAUGAUUGGUUACCUCGACAACUGGAACGAGAAUCAGGCUCAACUCCAGACCGCUCUUCAGACCAUCGAGACCAUUACUGACGAGAAGAACAGUCUGAACCGUGACCUAUAG